Thelazia callipaeda (thelaziosis nematode) is the source of this 1617-nucleotide messenger RNA. NCBI's taxonomy places the organism in Eukaryota, Metazoa, Nematoda, Chromadorea, Rhabditida, Thelaziidae. The record is from the annotation of a GenBank genome assembly.
AUGUCGUUGCCAUCAAGUUCAUAUCAACUUAAUUCUAAUUACGUCAAAGUAAAACGCCUGAAUUUACCUCGUUGUCCAUCACAUCCAUGUUCGCAACAAAAAGUGGAAAAUUACAUGAAACGAAUAAUGCAAACAAUUAGUGGCAAAAGUCCAAAACGGAUCCACUCAUAUUUUGAACACGAUGAAGUUUUGGAGAUCAUCCAUGGAUGCUUAACCAUUCUUGCUGAUGAGCCAACAUUAUUACAAUUUCCCCUGCCUGAAAACGGAUUAGUUAUCAUUGGUGAUCUGCAUGGUGAUGCGUUUUGCUUAAUGAAAGCAUUCGAGUUUUAUGGAUUUCCACCUAAUAUAACUUAUUUAUUUUUAGGGGAUUUCAUUGAUCGCGGACCUAAGCAAAAUGAAAUAUUGUUGUUGCUAUUUCUGAUGAAAAUACGCUGGCCAGAAUAUAUUUAUUUACUGCGUGGAAAUCACGAAUUAUACGAUCUCACCGAAUGUAAUUUUAAGAAAAAAUGCUCACAGGAUUAUAACAAUUGCUCAGUGUUUAUCUACCUUAAUCAGUUAUUCGAUUAUUUACCAUUAGCUGCUAUCAUUUCAGACCACUUUUUUACUUGUCACGCGGGUGUAUCGCAAUGGAUGACUUGUCGUGCAAACAUUGCGAACAUUUCAAGGCCUACUGAUUUGAACAAUAUGAAAAUUCUAGAAGGUUGUAUUGUAACUGAUAUCCUUUGGGCAGAUCCCAAAGCUGAUCAAGAACUACCGUUUGAUCUGAGUGCUCGUGGCUGUUGUUAUUCGUUUAAUCAGGAAGCACUGCAUUCCGUACUGCGAGCAUUGAACGUACACACGUUGAUCCGUGGCCAUCAGAUUGUUCCGGAAGGUAUUUUGGACAAUUUCGGAGAUGGAUCUUGUCUAACCGUCCAUACAGCCACGCGUGAAAGUGAUGGCUAUGUUUCUUCGGGGACUCUCAAAAUAAUACGUGAUGAUAAUGGCGAUUUUGUCAUUUGCAAACGUAUGAUUGAGAUAACUACCAAAGCAGACAUGGAAGAUCUAUGUAAUAUAGUGUAUGUAAUUCUCUGCAAAAGUUUGCAACAUAAUACGUUAAAACGUGUUUACCGUAAAUGUCAGUGGUGCAGGAAAGCAUAUCCAAUCAAUAUAAUAAAUCGAGUUAGAAAUGCCUGCAUGACGGAAGUGCUCUUAUGGAUUUCUCGAUAUGCAUUCCGCUACGUUCAGCAGGACGACUUGUUUCAUAAUGCGUGGGAAAAUGAUGAUGACGAAGGAAUGAAUGUCAGAGGUUACAAGUUAUUUCCUAUACUUUACGACGCAGUUUCAUUCGAGGGUGGAACAAUGAACACACCGUGCACAUAUCGAGUCUUGGUGGCUGAAUGGGAAAAAGCAUUCUUAUUUAAGUUAUUUGGAGUUGUUUCAAAUUUUGAUCUUGCUGAACCACUAACAAGCGAUGUGGAUCCCGGACUGCUGGCAAUACAAAACAAUAAACAGAAACCUGGAUUGCUUGCACGUACAUCACGCGGAUUUAGAAACAUAUUUAGACAUGCUAUGGGCCUUCGAGACUUUGCGACAUGUGAAGAAGAAAAUGUACCCACGUCAACAUCAAGAAGAUCCUGA